Molecule: messenger RNA, 558 nt
Organism: Osmia bicornis bicornis
Lineage: Eukaryota; Metazoa; Arthropoda; Insecta; Hymenoptera; Megachilidae
Product: EF-hand calcium-binding domain-containing protein 11-like
Exons: 5
Coding region: 1-558 (185 amino acids)
Molecular function (GO): calcium ion binding
Source: RefSeq, a predicted model, not a curated record
AUGGUGAGGUUUGGAUGGACGACCAAUCUCUCGCGUCACGCGACCUGCAACACCUCGCUUUCAUUGCGAAUCGCAUCAUUUGUAAAGUCGCUCAAGGAAAUUUCCUUCCAGCUGAAUUCAGAGGACGAGAUGACGCCAAGCGUGUACAAGGAACGUGCCAGAACGGCUUUCGAUUACGCUGACGUAGACUCCAUGGGUUCGUUGACCAAACAACAAUACAAAAUAGCGAUGACGGCUGUGUUCGGAUAUCGUCCGGAUAAAGUGGAGGUAAAACAAGUUUUUCAAUCCACUGAUAGAGUCUCUUAUGAAGAGUAUGAAAGAUGGGUAUUUAAAAAAUGUCUCACCAGUGACUUACAGAUUAACGCGGAAAUAAUAUUUGCUCUGUUAGAUAAGGAUUAUAAAGGGUAUUUAAUUUUGGAUGACUUCUAUUCUGGAAGCAAAUCUGUUGAUCUGAAGGUACCAUCAACCGUAUGGCAAACGAUAUUCAAGAAUCUAGAUCGUUAUAAAAAAGGAUACAUAGAGUUCGAUGAAUUAUCACGUGUAUUACCGGCAGUAUAA